UUGAGAAUCCCUGGUCUAGUCCAUUCCAGAACUGGACAUUCUGUGUCGUCACAAACAGGGGUGCUCAGUCACGUGUAGGAUUCCAGACUUUUGCAUUUUCUCCAUACUAAGUGCUGUCAGCUAGGCAAUAUUUUCUCCUAACAUGGGCAAUGUGACCAGAGGUUUCUGUGGAAAGAAGCAUCCAUCUGAACCCCAGAAGGAGAGUGGACUUCAUGAAGUGGACAAAGUAUUUGAAACCAUUAUGGCCAAUGAUCUUGCUGCACUUCAACGGGCACUGCAUCAACAUCUAAGCCAACCAUUUCCAACUUGUCCUUACGGAGUGCACGACUCGGGAAGAUACAUGGAUUGCAUGCUACCAUCUUCUGCAGACUUCGAAAUGAGUUGCAAAGCCGUCGGAUUUCUGUGGAACAUGCUUUCGAUCAUUGCAGCAAGAAGUGAUGAACAGCAUCCUCAGCUCUGGCUUGGGAAGAGGGGCCAGAUAAUUUCGGACCUGUGCAAUCAGUGUUAUCUCAGCCCUCUACAUUUAACGGUACGCGUUGGAUACCCUCAGCUUAUACCACCCCUUGUGGACCAAGGGCUAGAUAUCAACACCAGGACUAAGGGAGGUCUAACCGCUCUCCACCUGGCCUCUGAAUCUCUCCACCGAGCAGCCAUCGAAAUGCUACUGCACUCCGGGGCCAAUGUCCAUCUCACCACGCCACUCACUCAAAGGAGCGCCCUCCACAUUGCCAUUGAGUCUUCGUCGUCUAAAUGCGGCAUCAGCUUGGCGGCCGGCGAAGAGUGCAUCAAGCUCCUCUUGCUCAACGGCGCAAACGUGCGCAUGCGAGACUGGGAAGGACGAGAAGCUAUUCACAUGGCGUGCCAGAGUGGCAGAGAAGAUCUCAUCAGCCUCCUGCUCAAUCACGGCGCGGACAUCAACGCUUUAACCAAGCAAGGGGAGUCGCCGCUCUUCCUCUUCCUGGAAAGUGCGUUCUGCCCACGAAAGGCACAGCUACUGGAUAAACUGCUGAGCCUGUCGUACCCUCUGAAAUUAAUGGCCUCCGAAGGCCGUCUACCCAACAGGCUCAUCUCUCCAAGUGAAGAACCACUGAAAGACAAGCUCAUGGCGUUGUCUUUGGAAGUCCUGCCCCUGCAGGAGAUCUGCAAAUUUAAUAUCAGGAAAACGUAUGGAGAAAACAUGAAACGCUGGCUGUGGGGGAUGCUUCCCACCAGGCUGUGGAACUCCAUAUACCUGACACAAGAAUUCUCCUAUGCGGCAAAAAUAAAAAACAGAAAAGCGCAACUGGGAAUCCCAGCCACCAAAAGCAGCAGAAACUGGGCCCCGUGACAGGGUCUGAAUAAAAAAUAAACAUCGUGUUUUGAAGCACUUCUAAUUCUCUUGAGUGUUAUGCAAUGACCACCAUUUAAAAGAUGGUCAAAGUAGAAUCUAUCGAAGCGUAAUGGAAGAGGAGGCUUCGACAUUCAGAGACACCUAUGGAGAGAUGGUGUGCUCAACAGGACUCCUUUGUCCUCCUCAUCUCCUUUGCUACAUCAGAAAUGGUGUCCAAAUGGCUGCUGCUCCAGAAAAGAAAAAGCACCAAAAGGCAUACUUAAGCCCACAUGUGGCAAGGGUUUUUUUUGGCUGGGUUCACUCAACAGAUGUUUGACUGAAAGCAGAAGAGAAUGACUUCAUACAUUUUCACGUCUCAACCAACAAAACAGCGAAUACUGUAUCUGUAACAGAGAUUUUCAAAUGUCCUACCUUCAGGGAACCCUUUUCUUGUGUACCAAGGAACUCUAUGUGGAUUAUGGGUUCAGAGGUGCACUUUCAGUUCACAGGGCAGAAGGAAUAGAGACUGGAGCUUGGGUCACUGAACCAAACAUACACUACGUGCUGCAGAAGGCACCCCAUACCACCCCCUGCGGUGGUCACACACUGCAAGGAAGACUGGAAACAAUGGAUCAUGGCCUUGUUCACACGACUGUCCCCUGAGAGGGGGAGGUAUGCUCCAGCUGUGUGGAAGGUAAAAGCUUGUUCAGAGGAGGGGAAAGUGACUGGGUGCAAGAUGGGUGCAGGUACCGAUGGUGUUUCCUUCUACCUUGGUAAAAUGCUGGGUAGGGCACAUCAAAGUCUGGGGCCCUCUCACACACAGAUCUUCACUUUUGCCUCCGUCAACUUUGCUUUUAGCUCACACGUGGCCAAAAAUCAGAAGCACGCACAGCUCCAAAAGGCGGGCAGAAUGCUUGUCCUAUUCAUGCAACAGUUGUGUGAGCAGUCCUAAUCGGUCCUCCUGAGAAGGAACCCACCGCAGAACUUCCAGUGAGGAGCCUCUGAUAGGCUUCGGGGGACUCUCAAGCUCCCUGGGAACAUCUGUUGAAAACCAGUGGUUUAUAUACACAAAUGCAAUUGUGUUGACUAAUUAUAUUGACCGCAGAUCUAUACACACGCCUAUCAAUCAGUACCAGCGUCAUCAGCUGUGAACUGCCCUAUAGACCUGGAUAUCGGUGGUAUAAAAACAUGUUAAAAAUAAAGUACACACUAUUCAGGAAAACUCAAGGGAAACAACGCUUCUCUAUACCAUCAGGGAGGGCUGCCCGAGAGCCUCAGUAAGCCAGUCUGGGCUCUUUGGAGGAAGGGAGUGGGGAUACGUGCAAUAAAAUAUGCACGUAUAUACAUGCAUGCACAAAGUUCUGCAGUAAAA
This is a messenger RNA of Hemicordylus capensis (graceful crag lizard), 2681 nucleotides long. It is a transcript of the gene ANKRD61, whose product is annotated as ankyrin repeat domain 61. Bases 143 to 1327 code for a protein of 394 amino acids. Gene Ontology annotation, molecular function: protein binding. The record is from RefSeq and is a predicted model, not a curated record. Lineage: Eukaryota; Metazoa; Chordata; Lepidosauria; Squamata; Cordylidae. The transcript is spliced from 3 exons.